AUGGCAACCUCGCUCGCUGCCCAGUUGGCGCAGGUUGCCGCCAACUCCAAGUCAAGCCUCAAUGUCAAGGCACAAAAGGCAGCCCACUCCAAGUCGCUGAUCUGGGAGCCUCGCGUCGCCGCCUCACAGAGCUAUCAGUCCCUCUAUACGACGUGCCACCAGGGCUUUGAGGAUCUGUGCCACCUAGACGCCCGCUUCGCACGAUUCCAACACACAAUCUUCAGCGAGGAGAGCCAGAAUCAAGACCGCACCCAGCUCACCGCGGCUGAGAAUGAGGAGCUCGACCGUCAGGUAGAUGCCUUCCUGCGCCUGGCUGGCGGCCGUUUGAGGCUCAUGCCUGCCAUAAAGGCCAUUGAGUGGCUCAUUCGUCGCUUCCGGAUUCACGAGGAGAACACGGCGUCUCUGCUCCACACAUUCCUCCCCUAUCACUCUAUCCCUGCGUUCGCGACGCUGUUGUCCAUCUUACCGGCACGGAUCCCCCAAGGAUUCCGUUUCCUCGACCCGUAUAUCCGAUCUCUUACGUCGCCCCCACGCAACAUUUUUGUCCACCAAGCUGUCCACCACCCCUCCUUCUUGACCGAUGUGUCCGAGUACACUCUCGAGUCCUGCCGCCUGCAGCUGCAGCACCCUGCCCUCAUCUCCUUCUGGGGCGGGCUUCUGACCGAGUCCAUCAGCGGCAUCCUCGACCGCACAAAGUCGGGUCGUGCUGCCAUCCAGAGCGAGAACGACCAGGCUUUGCUUCACAGGCUCGGCCCGAUAUUUGCCGAGGCCCUCGUUAUGAAAAAGGUACCGACUCUGCAGAUCGCCGCAUACAUGGCCCUGGUCGUCUUCGUCUCCAAGGGAAACCUGGAAGACGUCGCCGUCACGGCUUUUAUGGAGCAGACGGUCCUCGGCUGGACCGUCGAUACCACGCGCCCCGGACUGGUCUGCCUGGCUAUCAUGGCCCAGCACCGCUCGGCCAAGCAGAUGAGCGGAAAGGUCACCAAGGCGCUGCUCAAGGUAUCCAACAUUGGUCCUCUUCUUGUCGAGAUUGGCCAGGAGCGCAGGGUCGACAAGCUCGCCAACGGACUCUGUCUGGCCCUGAUCGAGCGCUUCUCCAAGAAGGGAGACUCGAGGGGUCUUCCGACCAUCAUGGUCAUUCUUGGCACCCGCAUCUUGAGGGACAAGCAGAUUGCCGUCAUUUUCAAGUCGCUCCUCCUCACAGCCCUCAAGCUAGAAGACUCCAACGACAAGGAUGGCGCUCUGCGUCGCGAUCUCGGCUCCGCCUUGAUUUCUCUGUCCCAAACUCCUGGUCAGUCAGGCGACAUUAUCCAGUCCAUCAUUAAAGAGGUCGAUUUUGACAUCGAGGAGCUCGAGAUGAAGCUGGACCUGUCCUUCCGAUCGAGGAAGCUCCCGGCCAACAUUCCCGAUGACGCCUCCGAGAUCAACGGCGACGCUAAGCCUGCACCACCCAAGGACUUCGAUGCCAUCAUCGGCGACCUGUCGAAGCGGAAAGAAGGAUUGUCAUCGUGCUUGAUCUCUAAGCCCGAUGAGAUCUUUGACGAAUUCAGCCACCUGUUCUUCUCCAUCGUGUCAGAACAGGCGCAUGAUUCACCACUGCUCGAAAAGCUCGACAAGAGCCCCAAGCUAAACCACAAGACGGCCCUCAAGGACUGCACCUACUUCAGCUUCUUCAUCAGGAUAUGGUGUGGUCCCUACCCGGCCCUCGCACGCGCUGCUGCCCUGGAGACGGCCAAGAACCGCCUUAAGGCCGAGAGUGAUAUCAAAACAGAUGUGCAGGCCCUGAUCCCCUACUGCAUCGCCGCCCUGGGCGACCCGUCGAGGCGUGUUCGUCAAGUCGCUGCUGCUCUUGCUACUGUGGUCGCCAACUCGUAUUCCCCAGCCAUCCUCAAAGGCUCCAACACCUGGGGUGCCGGUAGCUUGUACGGUAAAGGUAACGCCUUUACCGCCAUCGGGGCCGACCUCGCCGCCAAGCUGCUUCACCUGCAGAUCCUCCCAUCUCUGGAGGAGUGCAUCAUCGACCCCGCCCACGUCUCAGCCAUCUGCGCCACCUUUGUCGCCACGGGAAAGUACCAUAAGACGCCGGAUCCCAGCAUCGAGAAGAAGGACCACAUCUCCGGGUCAGCCCGGUCCUCACUCCUGUCUUUCUUUGCCUCUCACACCGUCUCUACCCCGCUGCUCCUCGUCAAGGACAGGCUCCUCCGGUUCCUCAACGAAGCCCGAGGCGUGGCCGGCACGAGCCGUACCAAGGUCCUCCUGCCCGCUCUCCAGUGGUGGGCAAACCUCGACAAAGACGAGGCCCCGCGACUGUGCGAGGCUGAGCACCUCGACAAGGCUGCCAUCAACGCCCGUUUUGUCGAGAUUAUCGUGCCCAACGAUGUCGACGGGCUUGAGUACAUCCUUGAGUUCAUCAAGGACCCCACCAAGCGCGAGAGGGAUGGCCUGGUGCAGGCUGUCUUUGCCCGCCUGAGGAAAAUGUGGCCCUCCCUCAAGGACGAUGUCAAGUUCAUGGUAGCCGAGCAGCUCCUAGCCAUCUCCCAGGAGCCUGCACCUGUCAGCGGCAGCGGCGAGGCUUCUUCUGCCACCGUUCCUGCCGAGGCGGCCGAUCUGCUGCAGAACGUGCCCCUGACGACUGGCAUUCUAUCGGCCUUCGUCGACUCCAUCAAGACGGGCACCAAGAUGAUUACGGAGCCGCCGCCUAACAAGCGCCGUCGCACAAGCUCCGGUGAGGCCAACCGCGGCCUGAUCACGCAGGUCAGCCCAGAGCUGAGUCUGGCGCUGCGCCGGAUCACCUUUGUCCUGCAGCUCGUGGAGAACUCGGACCCCGUUAGCCAUCCGGAGCUGAUGGGUGGUCUCUUCACUGCCCUGUCGGAGCUGCAGCACUUCAGGACAGUUGUCGGCUCUGAGCUCGGCUAUUUGCAGAACCUCAUUCUGCGCAGUCUGCUCGCUAUGAUGCCCGCGUACAAGGCGAACAAGAACCUCAAGAUCUCGGCCUCGGGUGGCUAUGGUGACCUGCUCGUUAGCUGCAUCCAGAAGUCGUCCAGCCCUGUAGUUCAGAACGCCGCCCUGCUCCUCAUUGCCAGCUUCGCCACGACGGCACCCAGCCUAGUCCUGCACAGCGUUAUGCCCAUCUUCACAUUCAUGGGCACGUCGGUUCUACGCCAGAGCGACGACUACUCGGCUCACGUGGUGUCCCAGACCAUCAAGGAGGUGGUCCCGCCGCUUAUAGCCUCGCUGCGUCAAGGCAAGAAGAGCCCCGUUGCGGGUGCGUCCGAGAUCCUCGUGAGCUUCACAACGGCUUACGAGCACAUUCCCGCCCACAGGCGCAUGGAUCUGUUCCUGGCGCUGGUUGAGACCCUGGGCCCCAACGAGUUCCUCUACGCCCUAGUCAGCAUGCUCGUCGACCGCUACGGCGCCAGUGAUGCGCUGCUGCAGUUCACUCACGAGCUAGUCAACCACUUCUCGGUGGAAGUGCAGAUGGAGACCCUGGUCAAACUGCUGAACCUUAUCUCGGACCUGUUCCGCUCCAAGCCCGGCAUCUCGUUUGUGCUGCUGGGCAUCUCCGAGGACUCGGACAAGGACGUGGAGCAGAUUGCUCUGCGCCAGCUGUCGGCUUUCCCUAUUUUCCUGUCUGGUAAGAAACUCAAGGAGCAAAUCUCGGAGCUGGUCGACCGCGACGACAUGGAGGUCGCCGAAAUUCGCUCGCUAUACGCGACGCUUCUUGAGAACAUCCUUCUGCUGGCUGAGACCGUCAAGGCCAACAAGAACCUGCACUCGCGCUGCGGGGCUGCCCUAUCCAACCUCCUAAACUUGCUAUCCAUUGGCGAGUUCAUCAAGGCUGUCGAGAACCUUUUAGACCGUCCCGAUAUGGGUCUCCGCCAAAAGGUGCUCCGUGCCCUCGAGGUUCGCGUGGACAAGGAGAGCAACACGGACGCCGCGUCGCGCACCGCCCUCCUGGCCUUCCUUCCCCAGCUUACAGCCACGAUCCGCGAGUCGCCCGACAUGCGCUACAAGCACACGGCCGUCACCUGCGUCGACAAGAUUGCCGAGAAGUACGGCAAGAAGGAUAUCGAGGCCGUCGUUGCCGCCGCCGAGACCAUUGCCGGAGAGCACUGCCUCGGCCAAGUCGACAGGCGCCUGCGUGUAAUGGCCCUCCUGUGCCUCACGUCGCUCGUCGACGUCCUCCAGGAUGCCGUCGUCCCUGUCCUCCCCAUCGCUAUCCCCCGCGCCAUGGAGUAUCUUAGCUCCAGCAUCCAGAAGGGUGACGAUGAGCCGGAUGACGAGCUGCACUCUGCCUGCUACGGCUUCGUCAGCUCCCUGGCCGAGCAUCUGCCGUAUAUGCUGUCGCCGUACGUGGACCGCAUCCUCGAUAUCUCGGGCACGUCGGCCGAGGCCGGCCUCUCCGAGGACACGGACGACAGCCGCACCAGCUGCCUCCAGGUCCUUGCCAAGCAGCUCGAGGCCAAAGAGAUCUUCGCCAGCUUCGAGAGGACUUGGGAAAAGACCGUGGUUACUGGCUACAAGGCCAUGGCCGAGCACCUGGACAUCCUGGGUCUUUCGAUCGACAAGCACUCCAAGUCCACCAUUGCUAAGAAUUCGUCCAUCCUGACAACUCUCAUCAUCAAGGCCCUCGACCUGCGUAGGCUGAAGAACAGCCAGGGCGAGGCGGAUGACGAGAAGGCUCUGAGCCGCAUCAGUGCCAUCGAGGCCAACGUGUACGAGAAGACGCUCAAGAUGAUCUACAAGCUCAACGACGCGUCGUUCCGCCCCAUAUUUGUACAGAUUGUGGAGAGCGCAGAGGCGGGCCUGACUAAGAGCGACAAGACGGGUCGCUCCCUUCGGCAGUACAGCGUGUACGGCUUCCUGGAGACCUUCUUUGGCAACCUCAAGUCGAUUGUGACCAAUUACUCGACGUACGUUGUCGACGACGCGGUGAAGAUCCUGGAGGGGACCAAGCUAGGUACCGGUGCGGAGGCGGAGCAGCAGAAGCUGUGGGCCCGCGUGCUGGCGACGCUGUCCCGCAGCUUCGAGAACGACCAGGACGACUUCUGGCAGGCGCCGGCGCACUUUGGUGCCGUGGCCCCCGUCCUCAUGAAGCAGUUCUUGCACGCGCCCACGGCUCUGUCCGGCGUCGAGGAGGACCUGGUGCCGACCGUGGUGGAGCUUGCCGCCGCGGCCGACUCGCAGUCCCACCAGAAGGAGCUCAACGCUGCUCUGCUCAAGCACCUCAAGUCGGAGCAGCGUGAGGUGCGCCUCGCGGCCGUCAAGUGCGAGCAGGCCCUCACCGAUAGGCUAGGAGAGGAGUGGCUGGCCAUGCUGCACGAGAUGCUGCCCCGCAUCAGCGAGCUGCAGCAGGACGACGACGAGGAGGUGGAGCGAGAGACGCACAGGUGGAUCGUCAAGAUAGAGGGAGUUCUUGGGGAGAGCCUGGACGCCAUGUUGCAGUAA
Geosmithia morbida is the source of this 5448-nucleotide messenger RNA. Its product is annotated as U3 small nucleolar RNA-associated protein 10. The transcript has 3 exons. Bases 1 to 5448 code for a protein of 1815 amino acids. Lineage: Eukaryota; Fungi; Ascomycota; Sordariomycetes; Hypocreales; Bionectriaceae. Gene Ontology annotation, biological process: maturation of SSU-rRNA from tricistronic rRNA transcript (SSU-rRNA, 5.8S rRNA, LSU-rRNA); positive regulation of transcription by RNA polymerase I. Gene Ontology annotation, cellular component: t-UTP complex; small-subunit processome; 90S preribosome. The record is from RefSeq and is a predicted model, not a curated record. Gene Ontology annotation, molecular function: snoRNA binding.